Molecule: messenger RNA, 1372 nt
Organism: Osmerus eperlanus (European smelt)
Lineage: Eukaryota; Metazoa; Chordata; Actinopteri; Osmeriformes; Osmeridae
Gene: tac1
Product: tachykinin precursor 1
Exons: 5
Coding region: 457-801 (114 amino acids)
Biological process (GO): tachykinin receptor signaling pathway
Source: RefSeq, a predicted model, not a curated record
UGUAUGCAAAAUAUCAAAACAGCACAACGGUUUGAGAAAGAACCUGCCAAGUAAUCUUUACUUGCCUAAUUGAUUUAUCGUCAAUAAAAAAAAAACUUCGUUACCCGCAUGCUAUAUAACCCCGUGCGCAUUGUGUUUGCUCACAACAGGACCGAAGCGAAGGCACAGCACGCGCUCGGAACAGAGAAGUGGAGACUAGAAGUGGCUGCAUCGGACUAUAUACAUCAUUUUUGCGCACGCUUCAGUUGCCUGUAUGGAGAGGACAUCCCUCCCUCAGGUGUAACUCUGAGCUCUGACUGAAGUUGCGGAAACAAUUUAAGACAAUAUUUAGGCGUAUCUGAAUUAUUGUUUUUUUUGUUUUGUUUUUUACAAUUUACCAUAAAUAAUUUCACGUGUUUUCUCUGAGAAGAAGACUCGUUUAAAGCUGAACAGUUGUGCGCAACAGCUUGCUGCAUCAUGAAAUUACUUCUACCACUUGUGAUAGCUUUUCUUGCUAUUGCCCAAAUUUUUUGUGAGGAAGUUGGUCCUAAAGAAGAUCUUGAUUACUGGACGAACAGCAAUCAAAUUGAGGACAAUUGGCUUUCAACUGACCCGUUCAGAGAGAUACUGCGGAGAAUGACCAGGAAACCUCGGCCCCACCAAUUCUUCGGGCUGAUGGGGAAACGUUCCUCGGCAAAUGCACAGAUAACCCGCAAACGGCAUAAACUGAACUCCUUUGUGGGACUGAUGGGGAAAAGGAGCCAGGAGGAACCUGAUUCUUAUGAGUGGAACACAAUACAGAACUUGGACAAUCGUCGCUGACCAGUUCAUGGAAGUUGGUGUGCUUCUCAUCCAGUCUUUACUCAAAAGUGAAAAUGGGGUUCCUUGAUGCUGUUUUUUUUCCUCCAAAAUAUGUAUAGUUGGUUAAAAAUUGUAAGUCAAAUAAAAAAAAAUGUUUUCACAUCGUGGUGAUGUAGCAGUACUAUACCUGUGCCGAUUUGAUUUGUCCAGACGAAGGGAAGGGGGGCAUGAGUUCAAUCUGAUACCGACCCUGAGCAGAAGUAUGUUUAUUAGAUGUCAAUUAGCAUAAUUUGCCAUUUCACAGAGAAACUACUAUUGUUGUGGACCAUCAAAGCAAAGCUCUAUCGCAGGGUGUGUUGAAAAUUGCACUGCCAAUUUCACUGUAUUGUGCCUCAUAAUUGUUUAAUCAUUACCGAUUGUUCUGUAAAUACACACAAUCUGAAACAGACCGACUCUACUGUCAGGGCAUGUUCUCAUUUCAAUUCCGAGUGACUUUAAAUCUACUGUCAUGUUUUAAACCAAGAUGUAUGGUGUGAUAUGACAGAAUACUUGUGUGUGAUAGUGGCUUGAUAUAUUAAAAUUAUUUUCUUUA